GCGGCGAGUCGGUCUGCGCGCACACUUAGCCCGAACGCGGCCCCGGUUUCAAGCGACUCCCGACUCCUCUCCUUUAACCUCUCUUGCCUCUCAUCCACCUCUUCCCCGCCUUCCCCCCCCCUCCACCCCCUCCCGUGCGGGAGGGAAGAACCUCGUGAGGACGAGAAGUGGUCAGAGUGGAGAGUUGAAGCGGGCUCGUGGUGCUUGCUGUCAUUGCUGCUGCUGUUGUUAUCGGUGGUGGCAGCGGUACAAGCCUCAUCGUUAAUCGUCGUGGUCCUCGCUAUUAUUUACUGUUAUUUUAGUUUCUUCCUCCCGUGUUUUUUUGUUGUUGUUGUUUUAUGUUGUUUAUUCCAUCAUCACGUUGAAUCUACGCCACCCGCUUCCGCGCCAUGUCCAUGAGCCCCAAGCACACGACGCCCUUUUCGGUCACCGACAUCCUGAGCCCCAUCGAGGAGAGUUUCAAGAAAGUGGACAUGGACAUUGCUGCCGCGAUGGGCUCCACCAUGUGUUCGGCUUACCGCUCCGCUGUGCAGGUCAGCCAGCACCACCACCCUCACCACCACCACCACCAGCACCACCACCAGCAGCAGCAACAGCAGCAUCAGCAACAACAACAACAACAACAGCAGCAGCACACGCAGCAACAACAGCAGCAGCAGCAGCAGCAUCAGCCCAGCGCCCAGCAGCACAUGGUCGGUCACGGCGUGUCGGCGGUCACGACGCCCUACGCGACCAUGUCGCACGGGGUCCCGCAGUUGUCGCACGCGGCCGCAGCCGCAGCUGCCGCGGCAGUCGGCGGCUACUGCAACGGGAGCCUCGGGGGCCUGGGGGCAUUGGCGACGGAUCUUCCCUCCUACCAGGACGGAGUCCAUCGCUCGACCGCCACGGCCGCCGGCUGGUACGGAGCGAGUCAAGACCCGAGGUUUUCUACAAUCACCCGCUUCAUGCACGGCUCCUCUUCGGGCAUGAACAUGGCUGGGAUGAGCGCCCUCGGGGGCCUCACGGACGCAUCCAAGCCCAGCCUGGGCGCCCUGCAUUCGGCCCCACGUCGCAAGCGUCGGGUGCUGUUCUCGCAGGCGCAGGUCUACGAGCUGGAGCGCCGCUUCAAGCAGCAGAAGUACCUGUCGGCGCCCGAGCGCGAGCACCUGGCCAGCAUGAUCCACCUCACCCCGACGCAGGUCAAGAUCUGGUUCCAGAACCACCGCUACAAGAUGAAGCGGCAGGCCAAGGACAAGGCGGCGCAGCAGUUGCAGCAGGACUCAAGCGGAGUGUCGCAGCAGCAGCAGCAGCAGUCGCCACGGCGAGUUGCCGUGCCGGUGUUGGUGAAGGACGGGAAGCCGUGCCCCGUGAACAGCGGCGGCGGUGGCGGGCACCACCACCAUCACCACCAUCACCCCGUCGGAUGCGCGUCGUCUUCAUCGUCCACGGUUAGCACCUCUUCAUCAUCCUCGUCCUCUUCGUCGUCGUCGUUGUCAUCAGCAGCAGCGGCGGCGGCGGCAGCGGCGUUGGCAGCAGCGGUAACGUCAUCCGCGGCCUCAUCCGCUGUGUCGUCAUCCUCCCACCACAUCAUCUCUACCACCUCCUCCUCCUCGUCUUCGGGCGGGAGCCUUUUGGGCGGCGGCUCGCUACAGAUCCACCAAGCGGCUCUGCACCAUCACCACCACCAGCAGCAGCAUCAUCAGCAGCAGCAGCAUCAUCAGCAGCAUCACCAUCAGCACCAGCAGCAGCAGCACCACCAUCAGUCGCUGCAGGCGAGCCCGGCGGAUGCGUCGGAGCUCUCGCCGAGCCCCCCCUCCCUGGCGCACACUCCCGUGGGCGCCAUGGCGCAGAUCGUGGGACAGACGCCCGAUUUCAGCGUCGCAAUGGCUAGUCCCAACCUCCUCUUUGGUAGCGCGUGGUGACUCUUCUGUCCGCUUGACGUUCAAGCGCCAUCCUCUUGGUGUUUUCGUUGUUGUGUUGUUGCUGCUGCUGCUGUUGUUUGUUUGUUUCCGGUGAGAUGCAAACCGUUCAAACUCUCCUCCUCCUCCUCUUCACCAACACUGACCCAGCACACUCACCCACCGCUCGGCUAUGUGCUCGAUGCAACAAUGCUGCUGCUAUUUGAUUGCUGUUGUGCACAUGCAAGCUCCCACAUUUUGGACAAUGAACUGGUGGAUCAAGACCACCCCCUCCACGUGGGGGUCAUUUAACCAUACUUCACCACACCGGUCAGCGCGGAUUGUCGGAAGGCGGUGGAGCAUUAACAAUGUUGAGAGUUAUUCGACCAUAAUUCACCACGCUGGUGAAGGGGUUUUUUUAGGGAGCGCGCACACGUAGGAACCAUAGAUGUGCAGUGCAACAAUGGAUGUGUUCUGCACUGACCUCGGUUGACUCGGUAGGCGCCCGUCCCAAGCAGUGGCCAGGCACAAGCCUGCUUAGAUUGCAAGCUCUGAAGAUAUCCGGAAUAUUCCGGUGGGAUUGUGUUCAUUGGCAUCAUGAUGAUGGUGGUGGUUGGUUGGUGGUGAUGAUGAUGAUAAUUAUCAUUGUGACAAAUUUUUGUUCUACUUGCCCACCCGACCCCUUGUUCUCCCCAGGCAUUCAACUGUGUGUGAAUAUAAUACUAAUAGUGUCUGUUAAGCGGUGAGAGAUACAUCGUCAUCGGCAUCAUUAUCUGCAUGUUAAGUCAUAGGCCUAAAACCGGAAAGUAGAACUACGCUAAAACAACACGCGGCUCUGCGAGGUGUUUUCGGUGUUACCG
Messenger RNA from Lethenteron reissneri (Far Eastern brook lamprey), 2737 nucleotides. Its product is annotated as homeobox protein Nkx-2.1-like. The record is from RefSeq and is a predicted model, not a curated record. Gene Ontology annotation, cellular component: nucleus. Gene Ontology annotation, biological process: regulation of transcription by RNA polymerase II; cell differentiation. NCBI's taxonomy places the organism in Eukaryota, Metazoa, Chordata, Hyperoartia, Petromyzontiformes, Petromyzontidae. Gene Ontology annotation, molecular function: RNA polymerase II cis-regulatory region sequence-specific DNA binding; DNA-binding transcription factor activity, RNA polymerase II-specific.